Molecule: messenger RNA, 6218 nt
Organism: Bombyx mandarina (wild silkworm)
Lineage: Eukaryota; Metazoa; Arthropoda; Insecta; Lepidoptera; Bombycidae
Gene: RasGAP1
Product: Ras GTPase activating protein 1
Biological process (GO): regulation of GTPase activity; intracellular signal transduction
Source: RefSeq, a predicted model, not a curated record
CAACGUGACGUAAUUGUCCAUUCAUACUUUUUAUUCAUUCAGUUUUUAGUUUUCAAAACACAAAUAUUCACGUGCGAUAAUGUUGUGCGGUUACUGUACAUAACGAUAAUAAAAAGUGCUUCAUAUUAUGUUUGUUAGUUGUACAUUAAAUUUGCAGAAUUUCGUUUUAAAACCAAUCUAAAUGCAUUAAUUCAAAGAUACUAAAGUAUUGGCACGGAGCACAUGCGCCAUGCAUGUUUGAAUUUGUUUGAAAUUGUUGAUAUCCCUGAAAUUCUUUAAAUUAACGCAAGGAGAAACUUUCAAGAAAAAUCUUGAGUAAAAAUCCAAGGCGAAAGCAGACAAGUACAAGUUGGACAUUACGACACUCCGGAAGUGGCGGGACAAGCCGGCAGAACGGGCUCGUUCCGAGAGAGAUAACAGCGGAUGAAAGAGAUAAACAGUUAUGGAUUUAACAUGGCGGACGAUACGCGUAAAGUGCGAAUCGAGGAAAGAUUGAAAAUAAAGAUUGGUGAAGCAAAGAACUUGCCAGGUCGCAAUCAUGGUGCGGCGUGUCAUCGAGACAUAUACUGCGUGCUGUCGCUCGAUCAGGAGGAAAUAUUUCGUACGUCCACCAUGGAGAGAACACUUAACCCAUUUUUCGGAGAAGAGUUCCAGUUUGAAGUUCCCAGACGAUUUCGGUACUUAUCAAUAUACGUGUUCGAUCGUGACAAACAUCUCAAACAGGACAAAGUGCUCGGAAAAGUUGCAAUCAAACGAGAAGACCUGCACCGGUACAACAACACAGACCACUGGUUCGCGCUGCGACCGGUCGACGCAGACUCAGAGGUGCAGGGGAAAGCUUACAUCGAACUCACCCUCGAGGAUUCGAGAAAGCGGUUACGGAUGGAGCCGAAGCCCCCCGACCCGGACCCGGCCGCCGACAACUGCUCGGCGAAGAGCAAACAGAACAAUCUCGUGAGAUUAUCGGAGUAUUGUAAGGAGAGCAUGAGAUUAGGAUCUUGCUCGAGCUCGACGAGCAAGAAGCUGCUGAGCGUGGCGACAGAGCCCGCCAUGUCUCUGUCGCGGUCGGAGAGCCUGAAAGAUCGAGCCCAGCUGACGUCACGCUCGAAGCCGCCCCUGCACGCCAUGCCCGAGACCGACACCUCGCCCACUCCCACCGCCGCCGACUACUGGUCCGACCCGGAGCGGCACUGCGCGGCCAGGGUCGGCUACGACACCAUACGCCUGCGGGUGCUCGAAUGCUCCGAGCUCACCACCAAGAAUGGACAGUGCGACCCCUUCGCUCUCGUCACGUUACUCUACUCGAACGGACGGAGAGUCGAGAAACGCACCAAACCCAAAAAGAAGACUGUCAACCCCCAAUUUGAUGAAAUAUUUUGUUUUGAUCUCGUAAUGGAAGCGGACCCAAAAGACAAAGACGGCUCCCAAACGGCCGGCUUAGCGUGCGAAGCUAGAGUGUCGGUGUGGCACGAUGCGACCACGCCCAUAUUUCUUGGCGAAGUGCGACUUCAGCUGCGGCAACCGACGCCCUCGCCCUUGCGAGCUUGGUUCUUCCUGACGUCGCGCGCGGGCGGCGCCCUGUCCCGCGGCGCCACCCCGCCCGGCACGCGGCUGUCGGCGGCGGGCAGCGCCACGCUGGGCUCGCUGAGGCUGCUGCUGCAGUACACCGUCGACCACGUCUUCCCCAAGAACCACUACCGCAGCCUCGAGGAACUCUUCCUCCGAAGUGUGCAUCAGAAGCCCACGACAGCGUCGGCAGUGUACAUCCUGGGCGAGAUUGUUGCGAGCAAGACGGACGCAGCCCAACCCCUAGUAAGACUGUUUAUGCAUCACGAUCUCAUCGUUCCCAUCGUCAAAGAACUCGCCGAUUCCGAAAUAUCGGCCCUUACUGAUGCGACCACAAUAUUCCGAGGCAACACACUGGUGUCUAAAAUGAUGGACGAGGCGAUGCGGCUCAGCGGCGCGUCUUACUUACGUGCCGUGCUGCGGCCCACUCUCGCCGCUGUGCUCGCAGAGAAGCGACCCUGCGAGAUAGACCCGGCCAGGGUCAAACCCUCCGCCGCUAUUACCGCUAAUUUGACCAACUUGAAAGACUACGUUGAACGGGUGUUCGGUGCGAUAACGUCGUCGUACGCGAUGUGUCCGGCCACAAUGUGCAGACUGUUCGACGCGCUGCGGCAAUGUGCGGCGCGACACUUCCCCAGGAACGCAGAAGUGCGGUAUUCUGUCGUCUCGGGAUUCAUUUUCUUGAGAUUCUUUGCGCCCGCCAUACUCGGACCCAGGCUGUUUGACCUCACAACAGAACAAAUUGAUCCGCAAACCAACAGAACCUUAACAUUGAUCUCUAAGACGAUCCAGUCGCUGGGGAACUUGGUGAGCAGUAGGUCGGCGCAGCAGGUCUGUAAGGAGGAAUACAUGGCUGAACUGUACAGAAGCUUCUGCACGCCAAGACAUGUGCAAGCAAUAAAGCAGUUUUUAGAAAUAAUAUCAACGAGCACAGACACACAGAACAACAACGUACAAGAGACGCCUGUGUUACUUAAAGAAGGAUAUGGGACGAUGAUCAAACGUUCUGAAGGAGUGCGGGGCGGCGGAUCGCCCCGACGACGCUGGACUCGCGCUCCGCACGCGCACGCCAAGCGGAGGCACUUCCGACUCACGAGCGGCGAGCUGGUGUGGUCCCGGUGCGGGGCGCGCGGCGGCGCCCAGCGACUGUCGCUGUCGGGCGUGCUCGCCGUGGCGCCCGUGGACUGUCCGCCGGCCGGCGCGCCGCUCGGGACCAACAACAUAUUUCAGAUAGUGCACCACGAGCGCGUGAUGUUUGUCCAAGCGAGUAACUGCGUGGAGCGAGCCGAGUGGGUGCGCAUGUUGCUGGCGCUGUGCCGCCGCUCGCCCGCCGCUCCCCUGCACACCGGCUACUACGCAGACACGCACUGGACCUGUUGCGGUCGCACGGAAGCAGUAGCGGAAGGUUGCGGUGGGACAGAGAACGGCAUGGAGGCGGGGGACGGCACCGCGGCCGGCGUCGCUCUGGCGCUGCGGCUCGACCCGGCGCGGGACCUGCAGCGGCUGCACGCGCUGCUCGUCUCGCACGCCGCCGCACUCGACGACAGGCUACACCGACCUCAACUAACUACGAGUAUAGAAGAACGCGAGGCAGAAGCGGCUACCCUACGAGAGUUGCAAGAGGCUAUGUUUAACCUAGAGCACCAGCAUCGAAUAUACCGACGGUCGCUAGCUCGAGAAACUAAAUACGGAAGCAAACAAGCGCCAAUAGGCGACGACAACUAUUUACACUUAGCCGGAGCAGGAGGGGUGGACUGCUGCGGGUUGCCGUGGCGAAAUUGGCGCAGCGACGCUGCGGUCGAUCUCGACGGUAAGCCGCUGCGGCGCAACGACAUGACCUCGAGCACAGAGUCGCUGCGCCGGCACGCCGACGAGCGCUCGUCCGGCAAGUCGACACGCUCCGCCGGCAGCGGGUACCUCGCCAUGUCCUGCUUGCGGCACGAGCCGGCCGACGACAGCGACGCGUCGGAGCGACCCGCUCGGCCGCCCAAACCAGCGCGACUGUCGCCUCCCCGCGCCUUCAUCGACCCUCCUGCCGACUAUGUGCCUGUUGAACCUCCGCCGCGAUGUCGAGAGUACGAGCUGAUGUCAGACUUCGUGAGUCGGGCCCGCGCUCUUGAUGACGAGCCUCCUCCCGCGGUGCCGCCCCGCACCCGUCCCCGCCCCGUCGAGCCGCCGCGUCCCUCUAGCGCGGCCGACGCCGUCUCCACAGAUGACAGUUUGAUUGAUGAACUACAACGCGGAUCAUACUGUGUGCUCAGAGUGUGCGAAGACGAAUCCCCAGUACCGGAGAACUUUGGGGAGGAGGCUGUGGAGGCCGUCGACCAAUCUAAUGAACCGUUCCAACGUUCGAGCGUACAGCGGAAAUCAAACCCUACCCGAUCUCGGAUCAGUCCGACUCGACCCCUCAAAACAUCCAGUUCGACUUCUAACGUGCCGGAAGCAGCUCGCACCGCUUCCUCAUCGCGGCUUUUCGCUGAACGUCUAACUCCCUUUUUUUUUAAACGGAAACCAAAACCUCUUGAAGAGGCGACAAGCAACUCCCGACGUGAAGAAAAAGACAACAUGUUCGGGCGCUUGACUCCGCGUUUCGGUCAGGCAAGGCUGACGGGGCGCGGACGGUCGCUGGAGCUGACUGCGGAGGAGGCUCGUCCGCGGCGCAUCGAGCGCUCCGCCACCACAGUCAACAUCCCCCCGCGCCCCAUGAACUCAUCGAUCGUCGCCAACUUGAAGUUCCUGAGUCUGCACAGGUACGGGCCGCAGGAGGCGAACCGAAAGUCCCCAGGCGAGGCGGAAGGUGCGUCGUGGCGGCCGCAGCAUUCCGCCUCGCUGUUGGCCACUGCCUCUACCGACAUCCGCCUUUAACGUCGCUCGAGAACAAACUCCAAAUAAUAUAUUUUUCCAUCGAACGAGGAUAUCAAACUUGCGACCUGUUUUGUUGUACAUCUGAGCUACAUUUUGCCUUAUGAAUUUGUCAGUUUCAAAUAAUACAUUGCUUGCACUAUAUGAAUGUACUUAAGUAUGCAUGUUUUGAUAUUAGACGUGUCCCUGUCAAGGCGUGUGUCUGUUAUGUACAUCAUUAAGGGCCUUAGUACAAGUGAGGUCUGUCUGCGGCCGCGACCUUCGGGUUCACACAAUAUUAUACUUAAUCUGUGAUUCACUUUACACACUCGGCUCAUAUUUUUAAAUAUUUUAGAUCUAGUUUAAAUGUAUGAUGUAUGUACAUAGUCAAUUAUAAAAGAUUCGAGGAAUUCGAAUAUUAAAAUUGCUCUAAAAAAUUAUUUUUAAUUAUAAAUUUAGUUUUAUUGAUAUUUUGUAUUAAAAAGAUUUGACUUAUUGACUAGUUGUUCUAAGGUAUUUUGGCGGCUAUUACACUGUCAACGUAUUUAAGUAUAGUGCCAAGUUGUAAAAUAAAACUUUUAAUGUAAGGAUGCAUUUACUCAUCAAAAUCACUUUGCCUUUGACUGUCUAGUGCCUAAAAUUGUUAUAAGUUAUGAGGAAAAUUUGUCUGUUAUUAUCAGAAAAUUGUCAUCUAUAGUUUUGUUAUUAAUUUAAUAAAUAAUAUUUAUUGUACAUAAACAUUUACAUACACUUAGGAAUUUAUAAGGAAACAAUACUUUAGUGUUUCUAAAGUAUGUAACUGAAACUGUGUGAAUUGUUUUAAAACAUUUAAAAGAUUUCAUGGAUUUAGUCUUGUUAUGCUCCAAAAUAUAUGUAUGUGUUUAAGUUCUAAUACAUAGAAAUAACAAUGUCACAGGCACAUAAUCAGUGUAUGUUUCCUUAAAAUGGAUUUGAAUGUUUAUGUUGGGAAAUGAACCUUACGAUUUCGUCCAAUAUUCUGUUGCUUAACAUUGUUCUGUUGCAAAAUAUGUUAAAAAGAACUGAAACGAAACUUUAAAAAGAGAUUAUUCCGAAAUAAAUUACGAAUUCACUGCCAGCAUUGUUAUACCUAUGUAUAAUUUAACAAAAGAAAAAAUUUAAAGCAGUAUUAAUAUUAAAGUGAUGAUUUAACGUCUAACUAUCAAGCGAGCCAUCGAAUUUUGUCAAUUUUUUGCACUUUUACACCAUGGUCUACGUGACCGUUGCUAGGUUAAACUUUCUUUUUAUAAAAUUCAAGGAGUAUUGUUUUCUUGGUAACGACACGAAAAAACGAUAAAUAUUUAUGAAUAAGUCUACUCAAAUAUCUCUACGAUGAUGGCAUUACAAUGUUACACAAAAUUCCUUGUAACAUAAAAAUAUAAUGUUCUAAAUCUUAAAUAUUUUGCAUAUAAAGAUAUUAUUGUUAAUAAUUACUCAUAUUUAGGACGUUCUGAAAAUAAAAAUUCAAAUUUACAAUAAAUUUACUCAAUAUUUAAUUAUAGCAUUGUCUAAAAGUCCAACAUCAAUAUGUAUAGCAUUGUAUGUCCUAGCUGCUCUUCUCGUAUGUAAAAGAAUUUUAAUAAUGUAUAAUGUGAUGUAAAACGUAUCCAAACAACUCGCACACAGUGGCCAGCCUAUUUAUUACAAAGUAAGCCUAAAAACAAUAAAAAAAUCGUUUUUCAUCAGAUUACACACAAGAAUGUACAAAUGAAUAAUUAUUAUAAACAUAAAAUGUUAUUUAUUUCAUCUUUUUUUUUCAUUUUGUUAAUAAACUUCACUGAAAUUAAAAUUUA